Dipodomys ordii (Ord's kangaroo rat) is the source of this 2734-nucleotide messenger RNA. RefSeq names its product SUMO1/sentrin specific peptidase 5 (gene Senp5). The coding region runs from base 168 to 2432 and encodes 754 amino acids. Gene Ontology annotation, cellular component: nucleus. The transcript is spliced from 10 exons. Gene Ontology annotation, biological process: protein desumoylation. The record is from RefSeq and is a predicted model, not a curated record. Lineage: Eukaryota; Metazoa; Chordata; Mammalia; Rodentia; Heteromyidae. Gene Ontology annotation, molecular function: deSUMOylase activity.
UACCCGUGGCGGUCGCGGACAGGCCGGACACCUCCUUGCUGGCGAAGCUUCCGCGGGUGUUGGCGAAGGCGAGGCCGCAGUCUAGCCUGCCGCGGCGUGGCUGAGGCGAUCGGCCAGGUGCAGGGAAGGAGGGAUGUAGCUGCAAGUUCUCACUAUGCAUCAGAAAAAUGAAAAAACACAAGAAAGUUCCAUGGAGGAAAGGAAUCCACUUAACCUUUUCUGAGAAAUGGAGUGCAGGAUUUGGAGGCUUUAAGAAAUUCUAUUUUCACCAACAUUUGUGCAUUCUGAAAGCUAAGUUGGGAAGACCAGCUACUUGGAAUAGACAAUUGAGGCAUUUCCAGUGUAGCAAGGAGGCCCUUAACAUCCAGAAAACGUGGAUCCAGGGUGAACCUCUUUGUGUUAAGACCAAGUCCAGAGUGCCUAUUCAAAAUGCCAGUACUUUGACCUCUAAAGUGAAAAGAAAGGACAGUAAGCAUUUCAUUUCUUCCUCAAGGAGUCUUCCAAAACUUCAAGCAAAUAAGUUGCUGUCAAUAACAAAGAACUCAGACCAUGAAUACUGUGGAGAGAAAAGUCUCUUGAAAGCAGUUGCUGAUUUAUCAGCAAAUACUGUUUCAGAUCAGGCCAAUGGUCACAAACCUAGGACAGAGUCACAAGCUUCUGACUUUCCCAUGAAGUUCAAUGGGGAGAGCCAAAGACCAGGUAAGAGCAGCAAGGUUGUGGUCACCUUGAGCAAUCAUAAGAGAAAACGCUUUUAUUAUGGCUGUUACCAAGGGCUGGAGCAUCUCGGGAAUGGGGAAUCCCUGAUUCCAAAGAAGCUACAACUUAACCAACAUCGAAAAAUAAAAGUGUCUUCUCUUAUGAUGUAUGAGAAACUAUCCAUGAUUAGAUUUCGGUAUAGGAUUCUCAGAUUGCAACACUUCAGAACAAAAGGCAAAGUUUGCAAGUUAAGAAAAGCCCAGCGAAGCUGGGUACAGAAAGUCACUGGGGAUCAUCAAGAGAACCUUAAGGACAACACUGAGAGUGGCAAUUGCAGCCCAUUUUCUUCCCCAGAACCUAAAGAAUCUUCUUGUCAGCACCUACCAUACUUUCCAAAUAUGGAUGGCAGUGUUGGGGUAAAGGGAAAGAACUCACUCAUGCCUGAUGGCCACACUAAAGGAAGCUCUUUCUUGGACAAGGACCUUAGUUUGGAUGGAGCAUUCCCUGACCAACAGAAUGGCAGUGCUACAUAUACCUGGGACCAGUCACCCUGUGCUCCUAAGUGGGAAUGUACAGAGGCGAUCCAUGACAUCCCCUUAGCAGAACAUCAUUCUGGUAACAUGUUCACCUCAGAAACUGAAAGAGAAAUUGUGACUCUGGGUCAGGAAAGUCGAACAAACACUGUUACUAAUGACAGCCUAAAGCUGUCAGUGUCUGAAGCAGAGAAAUCUGUGAGCACUGUAGAUAGGCCUGUGUCUGAAGAGACUGUUCAAAAUGAGAACUCUUACCAGAUGGAGGAGGAUGGACCUCUCAAGCAGAACAUUCUUAGUUCUAAGUUGCUGGACCACCCUUACUGUAAAAGUCCACUGGAAGCUCCCCUGGUAUGCAAUGAACUCAAACUCGAAAACCAAAUGGGAAGUGGGAAGCACAGUCAGAAAACUUCUGCAGUGGAUGAUGAACAGCUCUCAAGCUGCCUUUCUGGAUUCCUAGAUGAGACUAUGAAAAAGUAUGGGAGUUUAGUCCCACUGAGUGAAAAGGACGUCCUUGGAAGAUUAAAAGAUGUCUUUAAUGAAGACUUUUCUAAUAGAAAACCAUUUAUCAAUAAAGAAAUAACAAACUAUCGUGCCAGACAUCAAAAAUGCAACUUCCGAAUCUUCUACAAUAAGCACAUGCUGGACAUGGAUGAUCUGACUACCCUGGAUGGUCAGAACUGGCUGAAUGACCAGGUCAUUAAUAUGUAUGGUGAGCUAAUAAUGGAUGCAGUUCCAGACAAAGUUCAUUUCUUCAACAGCUUUUUCCAUAGACAGCUGGUGACCAAAGGAUAUAAUGGAGUUAAGAGAUGGACUAAAAAGGUGGAUUUGUUUAAAAAAAGUCUUCUGUUGAUUCCUAUUCACCUGGAAGUUCACUGGUCUCUCAUUACUGUGACACUCUCAAAUCGAAUUAUUUCAUUUUAUGAUUCCCAAGGCAUUCAUUUUAAGUUUUGUGUAGAGAAUAUAAGAAAGUAUUUGCUGACUGAAGCCAGAGAAAAGAACAGACCUGAAUUUCUUCAGGGUUGGCAGACUGCUGUUACCAAGUGUAUUCCACAACAGAAAAAUGACAGUGACUGUGGAGUCUUUGUGCUCCAGUACUGCAAGUGCCUCGCCUUAGAGCAGCCUUUCCAGUUCUCUCAAGAAGACAUGCCGCGUGUACGGAAGAGGAUUUACAAGGAGCUGUGUGAGUGCCGGCUCCUGGACUGAGACUCAGAAGGGACUCUACAAGUCUGACCAAGUUGGAGCAGAUGGUUUGUUACUUGAAUCUCCAAACAUUUAUUUGAAUUUUUACAGAUACUUCAGACUAGUGGUAUUGGGCCACUAUUAUUACCUCAAAUUUAUUUUUUUGCCCUUUUCAUUUCGCCAGCUACCAUGUACUUUUUUAAAUGUUCAGUUUGGUUUCAUUUUUAACGUAUGGAUCCCAUGUGUCCCUCCCAUAUUUAAUAUUUAUUAUCCAAACGCAUGCACAUAGACAGAGCAUGCAGUGAAGAGUAUUAAAAAAAGCCUAG